CACUGUCAACAACUGAACUAGAGCUUGAGCGAGUGGAGGAUUGUGAGAUUCGUUUGAAACUUUUCUCUGGCGAAUUCAAGAUGUUCACCAACAGCAAAGAUGUUUACAGCAAAACCUAUUCUCAAUUUAGAUUGGCAUAGUUGCAGUGUUUGUGGCCAAACCCCCAAAACAGCCACUGACGGCGGGAAGAGCCAAGAGCUUCAUAUCAUUCCUGUCGAACUCUUGCGCGCAGACCCUACCUGCAUGACCUGACAAAACUCCAAGCUCCAUCUGAAGAGUCCCAGUGGUACUGGUAGCUGUAAGUGACACUUGGAUGCCUUUUGUGUAACGCUGGAAACAAUGGCUGAGGACCGCGGUGCAUUUCGGACCGGCUUCCGCCGGGCAGAACUCCUCCGUGUGCAGAAGGAGAUUGAAAACAUUAAGAAAAGAUCCCAGAAAGAGGUGGGGCUUACCAAAGAACAGCUGAAGGAGGCAGAAGAGAGCAAACAACAUGUGAUUAUCAGCAACAAGGUCAAGAAUGUAGAACUGGCUCUAGAUUUUGGCAAGAAAGGCAUGCCAUACGUUCGGAAGACAGAGCCUCAUUUUGAGGAAUCUUUCAUCAGUAAGCCUGUGCCAGUACAAAAGCAAGAACCAGGAAGUGUACCCCCUUACAAUGCCUUGGAUAAAGAAUACACUAUGCCACCAGAAGGAAAGACAAAGAAAUUUCCCUACAGUAAGGAAGAAACUAUUACAACUGAGGAAAUGCAUAUUCCCCACGUGCAGACCCUUGGUGUUGUCCCAUCACGAAGCACCAAGGAGAUCGAGACUCUGCAGUUCAGGAUGCAAGGCAAGCCAGCCAUGGCUAAGCCAGACUCAGAGAUCAAAGCCAUCGAGCAGGCCAAUCUAGACACCUACCAAGAGCCGACCCUUUCCGUCACUGCCAGAUCUGAAUCAGCUGCUGACUCUGCCAAACUGAAGCCAGCCGAGGGCGACCUAGCCCAACAGCUGGCAGGGAAGCCAUCCAAGCCUGCCAUUGUUGCGAUGGCGGGCACUUUGGCCCCCGUGAAGUUCUCCCAGAGGGCCAAGCCACCUGCCAGACCCACAUCGGGGGCCAAGACGCCCGACGCCCCAAGAAGAAAGAUUAAAAAACAAGUCAAGAGCAGCAAGAAGAGCUCCAAGAAGGCCCGCUCGGAGAUGACAACCCCCUGGGAUGACCUGGACUCUGAAGACUCGCCUACUUACCUGAGUGACGAUAGCGAAGACCUCAGCAGGAGCAGGUCUGGUUCCAAAACCUCGUACCACAGGAAAGGAAGGUCCAUGCGGCAUGGGUCGGCAGGGUCCAGUGGCUCUCAUAAGUCGGCAAGUGAACUGCUGGCAGAGGCUCAGGACAUUGUUGGACCCGAUAGCUUACCAGUCUUCAAGAGGAGACAACAAGCCAAGCAGGAGAAAGCUUUCGAGAAGAGAGGCUCCAAAUUAAAGGUGGCAGAGACAGAGAAGGAGGACACGCCCAAGGAGCGAUCAGUGGAUGACAUCAUAUCCUCCCUCAAAGCAGCCAGGGAGACAGGAGGAGUAAAAUCAGAAGCCGACAUCAAGAUCCAGCAGAUAAUGCAGCGGGUCCUGUCACGCACAGCGGCAGUGCUGGAAACAGAGCAACAGGUCCCAGAAGGGAUGGAGCAAGAGGAGGGGGAGGAGGAGCUAGACGGUGCCGAGGGGGAGGCUGACGUCAGUGAACAAGACAGCAAAACUGAUAUUAAAGACAGUGUGCCAGUCAUCACAGUCCUAGAGAGUACCAGCCAGGCAUCUUUUGGGACGUCGGAUCAGGAUGCUGUCUCUGUCAAAGUGGAAGAUGCCAGCAAAAUUCAAGCUAGCACCGAGUCCCUUCCCAAAGCAGAUGCUGACAGACUCGCGACGUCCGACUCGAGGAUCACGCAAGAUGCAGUAGGGGCAGAGCAAGCCACCGACGGACACAAGGAAGUCGGCUUCAAGCCGUCUGUGGUGUUCCAAGAGGAACCCACAGAGAUCAAGUGGGAGGAAGAGAUGGACCUACAGCAGGCUUGGAUGGACCUGCAAGUGCCUCUGGAUGUCACCUAUGAGGAGAUCAUGAAUGUCGAGGGGGAACCUCAGCCCUUGGUUCCCAGGAGAGAUGUCAGGGAAACUGCCAGGGACCCUGGGGCCAGGCCCACUGUCCAGAGCUCCUCGGUGUCCUUCCUCUCCAGCUGUGCACCUCAGGAGAAAGUGCCAAGGGAGGAGAGAAUUCCAGAUACUAGACCAGAAGGCUACCGCAACAGCAUCCAUCACUUCUGCACCAUCCCAGCCCAGCUGCCCAUCCCCGGUAGCCUGCAGCUAGCCACACGCAUGUAUCACACGCCCAGCAAGUACGCCGGUGUCGCAAAGCUAGCGCCCCCAUCAGUCAAGGAAGCGAGCGUCUUUGAGCACUCCUACACCCAGACUCUGAGGUCUACCUCCUCUCGUAGCCAGAGCAGUCAGGCAGCGUCAGAGAGGACGACCCAGUAUGCCAUAGACCAACAGCAGCGACUGAUGUCGGCUGCUGCCCAGCGAAUCCUGAAGGAAGCCGAGGAGACUGCAGGGUCAGACACCCAGACUCUGGAGGCAUGGGAGAAGAGGGCCCAGCAAGUGUUUGAUGAUGAGGAGUUGGAGAUUGCUGGCCAGCGGAUGCCUCUUAGACAAGAUCAGUCCCGCCUCUACUGGACCCCAGCUCCACCCAAGAUGGACCUGCCCUCCGCCUAUAUCCGCAGCACCCUGUACCCGGAAUUCCAAGGGGCCAUUAUGGAGGACGACAGCGACAAGCAGACGGUGGCAGCAGGGGACCGACUGGAGGAGGAAGGAGCCAGUGAUGUGGGCAUGGGCGGAGCUUUAGAGGAAGGAGAGGAGGAAGAGAAAAGUGAUGCCCAUAGACCCCUACAGCCUCAACACAGGUCCUGGGAAGACCUGACCAAGCUGGGCUGGCUCAAGAGAGAAGCAGCUGCCGUGGCCAAGACGCCUGGCCCAGCUGCGUCAAAGGAGGGCGACAGGGAGGCUUCGCCGAGCGAAGACGAGCCACAACAGGAAGGAGAAGCGAUCAUGCCUGUGACACCAGCAAGAUCCAGCUCAGGUGUGCCCAGCCAGGCAACCGAUGACACCAUCAGUAAUGCGCUCAUACAUGUGAAGUCCUACACAAGUGUGAGUGAAUUGCGCCGCAAGUUCUCCCAGGUCACAACCUCCACCAAGGAGGAGCGAGAGUCGGAGGAGCAGGCGAUAGUCAUCGAGGUUGCUCACACCACCGAUGCCAUUGACACGCUGCCACCAGUGAGGCGUACCCAGUCAGCUCCGGCACUGGCAGCAGUGUACGACACCCUAAUCCUGGAUGACGACUUUGACACCUGCAUGCAGGAGGUACUGAAGCAACAGCAGCAGAUAGAGGAGGCCAAGGCCGCGUUGCAGCGGGGCCCGGAAGAAGAGGAGACGGAAGAUGUCAUCGGGGAGGCGCUGGUUACCAUGGCGAGAAUGACGCCUCAGUCUUCCUCUCCAAACACCAGCACCCAGAAACCUUCCUCUCCGACACUGGCUGAGAAAGCCCGGAUGGCUGGUAUGAAGUAUGUCUUGUAUCCCAAGAACAGAGGGAAAAAGAAGAAGCGACCACUUGAUCCACGUCGCCUUGAUGCAAUUGAGGCUUUUCUGAGGCAACCACCACGAAGAAUACACAGGUCCGAGAGUCUACCCAAGGUUAAGAUGCCUGUUCCCUGGGUCCUACGAGUGCCACCGAGGGUCCGCUCAAGGAGGAGAGGCAGUCUGCCUGACCUGCUGGACUUUGACGAGUAUGUCAGGGAAAACAGAGACAAGGAUGACAUGGACAAUCUCCGGGAGUGGGUACGAGGAAUCUGGGAUGCUUGGUUUGAUGAGGUGUUCCCUCCAACGGAGGCAGAUAGUGAGUCCGACUUUGAGGAGGAGGUAUCGCCAACAGUCUCUCCAACAAAAAGGCGGGGAUCAGCAGCUAGCAGUGCAGUUUCUGUCGAGAUUGACACCACCGAGCCAAUCAUGGAGACAGAAGAGGACAGAGAGAUCGUUGAGUGGCUCCAUGAUGAGGUAUUGCAGCUGACUGCGAUCAUUGAAAAGUCACCCAAACCCUCGCCCUUUGACCUCUGCCGACGUGGAGCCAUGUAUCGCAAGCUGGGAAAGUUGAAGCAGGCGUGGGAGGACCUGAACCAGGCCAUCCUACUGGAGCCUCAGCUCCUGGACGCCUACUGGCACCGCCACCUGCUCUUCCUGCUACGCCAUAAGCAGACCAAGGCCCUGGAGGAUCUCAACACCAUCCUCAAGAUCAACAAGGAGCACGUGGGUGCCUACAGAUCAAGGGCAGAGAUAUUUAGUCAGAGAGGCGACGUAACCAUGGCCAUCAUGAAUUACACCCAGACCAUCAAACUGGAUCCUGAAGACCACGAAGCUUACUACAAACGAGCUGAAAUGUAUGAAAAGCGAGGCGAGAUGCUCUUGGCCCUAGAGGAUUACAGGGAAGUGACUAGGCUAAUGCCAAGCAAGACGGAUGCUAUCUUCAAGAGAGGCAUCUACCAGUUUAAUACCAACAAGAACUGGAUGGCAGCCAUCAAGGACUUCACUGAGCUCUUGGCGCAGGAGCCAGCCAAUGCCCUGGCUAGGACGUACCGUGGGCGUGCCUAUGCCAAGCACGGUCACUUUGUCCUGGCGGUGGAGGACCUGUCGUCAGCAAUCCACCUGGACCCACUCAGCAGCGUGGCAUUCUUCCACAGAGGCUGUCUGCUCAGAAGGGCAAACCCUAAGCAGGCACUUCAGGAUCUGAGCGUCUCUGUUCUCCUGGAUGACAGUGAGGAGAACGUCAUGGCUUUCUUCCACAGAGCUGUGUUAUACAUGGACGAUGACAGAUACGAGGAUGCCAUUGCAGAUUUUGAGAACGUCCUAAAGCUCGACAAGACCAUAGCUGCGGCCCACGUGAACCUGGGUCUCAUCUACAUGACCAAGGUGGAGAACUAUCACAAAGCAAUUCAGAAGUUCACUAAUGCCAUCAAAGUGAACCCCAUCUACGUCCGUGCCUUGGUGUGCAGAGGGGAGGCUUACCACAAGAUUCAUGAUUUGAAGAAUGCCCUGCUUGAUUUCACCAGAGCAAUCCACCUUCGACCUGACCAGCAACAUUAUUACAUGUACAGGGGAGAAAUCUUGUUGGAAAUGAAGAAUCUGGAAUUGGCAAGCUUCUGUGUAAAACAUGCAGCGGCCCUGAGCCAUGGCCUGGGGUCCUCUGCCACCCAGCAAGCCGCCGUCCAGUCCUUCCUCCACAACUACACCAAGGCCAUCGACGUCCUGUCCACGGCCGCCCGCUCCCACCCCACCGCACCGCUCUUCAUCCUGCUGGGCAAGACGCAGAUCAAGGCCAAGAAGUACAGGGAUGCGGUGGACAGUCUGGAGAAGGCUCUCAACUUCAUGAAACCCUGGCAGGAACGUCAGACUUGGCCCAUGGAAGCAGCCGAGGUCAACUACCUGAUCGGCAUGUGCCAGACCGAGAUCCCCAACUACCUUAAGGCAUUUGAGGCCUUCAACAAUGCCAUCAAGAUCAACGGCGAUUACCCUGAGGCCUAUUACCAGCGGGGCCUGACACGUAUGAAGUUGCGUCAAUCCAAGGGCAUCCUGGACUUCAACCGUGCCCUAGCCCUCAACCCCAAGCUGUUCCAGGCUUUCCUGAGCCGGGCCGCCUAUUACGGGAUGAAGGGGCGCUACUCCAAAGGCAUCGUCAAUUGCAACGAGGCCAUUAAGCUGCAGCCAAACAGUGUUAGAGCCCACCUGUACAGGGGAGCGCUCAAGUACUACAUCCUGGCCUACAAGCUGGCCAUCAAGGACCUGUGCAGGGCCAUUGAGAUCGACAACACCUGCUCCCUGGCCUACUUCAACCGGGCCGUCUGCUACCACACCACCAAGGACUACGGCAAGGCGCUGCGGGACUACGGCAUUGUGCUCAUGCUGGGAGAGGCCAACGCCCUCAAGGUGCUGAUCAACAGGGGGUUGAUGUACUUUGCCCAGAAGGAUUACAGGAAUGCCAGGGAGGACUUUGCUCAGGCUGUCAAGAUGGAUCCCCGGGACCCUAAGAUCAGACACACACUUGGUCUGUGCUGCCACAAACUGAACAAACUAGAAGAUGCUGUGACCGUCUUCACCUCUGCUUUGGAGGUUGAUAUGUUCUUCCUGGAUGCCUACAUUGGCCGGGGUAAUGCCUUUAUGGACUAUGGCCAUGAAAUCACGCACCAGAUGGCAAGGCGCGACUAUGAGAGGGCACUUCAUCUCAACCCCCAGUGCCUUCCAGCGAGAGUCAAUUUGGCCUACAACCUGCAGGUCUGCGGCCACUUCCAGCAGGCAUGGAAACAGCUAACAGCCUGCCUCAAGAUCAAUCCAAAUUACAGGCCGGCCCUGGAGGGGCGCGCGGUCGUCUGCCUCCAAAUGAGCGACACUUUUGCCGCAUUCCAGGAUCUCAAUGCCGCCCUCAAGCUGGGGCCAUCGGCUGAGCUGUACACCAACCGCGGUGUGGUGAACCAGUUCAUGCAAGACCACCACAACGCCAUGCGGGACUACCAGUCAGCCGUCAAGCUGGAUCCCACCUAUGCCUUGGCCUACUUCAAUGCUGCCAACCUGUACUUCCACAACCGGCAAUUUAGACAGGCCAUAGACUUCUACAGCAAAGCACUGGAGCAUAAUCCCAAAGAUGAAUCAGCCAUUUUGAAUCGAGGAAUCACAAAGGUUCUGAUGCGCGACGCACGUGGGGCUCUGAAGGACUUCCAGCUGGCGGUCACUAUGAGCCCCCUCUCUGCCCACGUCUACUUCAACCGGGGUAACCUGUAUGCCUCCUUACGCAGAUACGAGCUUGCUGAGAAGGACUACUCAGAGGCUCUGAAACUACAGCCAGAUGAUCCUUUGGUGCACAAACGCAGGGCAGAGGUGAGAGGAAAGAUUGGCAAACGUGCAGAUGCUGUCCAAGACUACAAGAGAGCAAUUGAACUACAGAGCAGAAGGCAUCUCACCAACUGACGAUACCAGCAGCUGGAUGAAGACAUCACUGCAUUCAAGAGAAGUAAAUGCAUAGCAGAGAGCAUCCCACGAAUUGGAAGAUACAGACUCAGACCACUGGUCCAGACCAGGGAACAGUCUAAUUACUCAGCACAAGGCAUUGUGAAAGUACAAGCUGUAGAUGUCCAGGGAACAUCUUUAUAUAGGAGAAGAAAUUGUCACAGGAAUCGAGGAUGGAGACUGCAGUUAUCCAUGGUUCUGGUACAAGUUUCUCUCGUGGUUUCAUGAAUAUGUGUAGGGUCAGAAUAGUAUGCCAUGAUUGGAUGUUGUCAUUGACCUCAUGUACUCAAGUUCAAUAGGGCUGCAUACAUGUACAGUAAACUCCGGCUAUGUCGGCACUCUCGGGACUCAAGAAAUUAUGACGACUUACGCGAAU
This is a messenger RNA of Acanthaster planci (crown-of-thorns starfish), 7435 nucleotides long. RefSeq lists its product as uncharacterized. The record is from RefSeq and is a predicted model, not a curated record. Gene Ontology annotation, molecular function: protein binding. NCBI's taxonomy places the organism in Eukaryota, Metazoa, Echinodermata, Asteroidea, Valvatida, Acanthasteridae.